AUGAGUACAACCCAGGGCAGUGAGAGUAUAAACGUUUUUUUUGACAGUUAUGUUCAUUCGAAGACAAACUUGAAGGAGUUUGUCGACCAGUUUGACAGUGCGCUGAGGAAGAAAAUUGACAAUGAAAAUCAUGCGGAAUUCCAAUCAUUUAGCCAGGUCAUUUCCUGCGUAUCUAGAUCUCCAAUUGAAAAGAAAUUCCAAGAGUUAUACACUAACACUAAAUUUAGGAAAGUUCAGCAGCAAGUAAUUGGUGUGCAAGAUUUGGAUCCAUCUCUACUUACAUCGAAUGGUGUAAUGAAGAGUUAUUUGGUAGAAGAUGAAUUUUGUAUUGAGGAGUUCACAAAACUGGUGACAUAUUCAGUGGACUUUAAUGAGAAAGACUGCAAUGCUAAGUGUUCAUGUGGGUUAUUUCAGAUGAGAGGGAUACUGUGUAGGCAUAUUUUGGCCGUAUUCAAGUCUAACGAUAUAAAAUUAUUGCCAGACCGGUACAUUCUAGACUAA
This is a messenger RNA of Juglans microcarpa x Juglans regia, 501 nucleotides long. Its product is annotated as protein FAR1-RELATED SEQUENCE 5-like. The transcript has a single exon. Gene Ontology annotation, molecular function: zinc ion binding. The record is from RefSeq and is a predicted model, not a curated record. The coding region runs from base 1 to 501 and encodes 166 amino acids. NCBI's taxonomy places the organism in Eukaryota, Viridiplantae, Streptophyta, Magnoliopsida, Fagales, Juglandaceae.